Messenger RNA from Talpa occidentalis (Iberian mole), 570 nucleotides. It is a transcript of the gene RPS16, whose product is annotated as ribosomal protein S16. Gene Ontology annotation, molecular function: RNA binding; structural constituent of ribosome. NCBI's taxonomy places the organism in Eukaryota, Metazoa, Chordata, Mammalia, Eulipotyphla, Talpidae. The transcript has 5 exons. The record is from RefSeq and is a predicted model, not a curated record. Gene Ontology annotation, cellular component: ribosome; cytosolic small ribosomal subunit. Gene Ontology annotation, biological process: maturation of SSU-rRNA from tricistronic rRNA transcript (SSU-rRNA, 5.8S rRNA, LSU-rRNA); translation. The coding region runs from base 65 to 505 and encodes 146 amino acids.
CCCGCGCCUUCCUUUUCCGGUGGCGGCGCCGCGCGGUGAGGAGCUCGCGUCUGGACCCGCAGCCAUGCCGUCCAAGGGCCCCCUGCAGUCCGUGCAGGUCUUCGGACGCAAGAAGACGGCCACCGCCGUGGCGCACUGCAAACGGGGCAACGGCCUCAUCAAGGUGAACGGGCGGCCCUUGGAGAUGAUCGAGCCGCGCACGCUGCAGUACAAGCUGCUGGAGCCCGUUCUGCUUCUGGGCAAGGAGCGAUUUGCUGGAGUGGAUAUCCGUGUCCGUGUGAAGGGUGGUGGUCAUGUGGCCCAGAUUUACGCCAUCCGCCAGUCUAUCUCCAAAGCUCUGGUGGCCUAUUACCAGAAAUAUGUAGAUGAGGCCUCUAAGAAGGAGAUCAAAGAUAUCCUCAUCCAGUAUGACCGGACCCUGCUGGUGGCUGAUCCCCGUCGCUGUGAAUCUAAGAAGUUCGGAGGCCCUGGAGCCCGUGCUCGCUACCAGAAAUCCUACCGAUAAACCCAUUGUGAGGCUUGGGGUUCAUCUUUAUAAUAAACAAUGGUUGUUGGAUUUUAAGGUUUCAA